UUUUCCCACACAUGGUGAAAAAGCUGAAUACAGGCCUGCAUGUGACCAUUAUAAUGUUCCUCUGUGUGGCCAUUUCCUUUUCUCUGGUCAGUUUUGGAUUCUGCAUUCUUAACGCAAUAAAAGUUCCUUACCGGGCUAUUAAGGGUCCAGCAGGAGUUUGCCUUUGGAACUUCAUUGCAGGUGGAUUUCUAGUACUCGCUGUCACGAGCUUUAUGGCUGCUGUGAAACUUCAUCACCUCACAGAAAGAAUCGCCAGUUUUAGGGAAAAUGUCUUUCAAUUCGUUGUCUUAGAGGAAAGGUUUGAAGACUCUUUUUGGCUUUGUGUGGCAAGUGCCACAGCACAUGCAGUGAAUUUGCUGCUAAUAGCCAUUAGUGGGAUUAACAUCCCUAAAAUUAAGACUAAAACAGAAGAAGCAAACGUUACAGCAGAAGAUAUCAUGUACUAA
This is a messenger RNA of Nestor notabilis (Kea), 446 nucleotides long. It is a transcript of the gene CLRN2, whose product is annotated as clarin 2. Lineage: Eukaryota; Metazoa; Chordata; Aves; Psittaciformes; Psittacidae. The annotation marks the transcript as partial. The transcript has 2 exons. The record is from RefSeq and is a predicted model, not a curated record.